AUGGGCAUUGUCAAGAAUGGAAAGGUUGUUGUAUUGCUCAAUGGCCGUUUUGCUGGCCGUAAGGCUAUCGUUGUAAAGACGUACGAUGAGGGCCGUGGUGACCGCAAGUUUGGCCACGCCAUUGUUGCUGGCAUUGACCGAUACCCGCGCAAAGUUACGCGCUCGAUGGGUAAGAACAAGCUCAAGAAGCGCUCAAAGGUGAAACCAUUUGUCAAAUACGUCAACUACAAUCACAUCAUGCCUACCCGUUACAUUGCCGACAUUGACCUGAAGAAAGUCCUUGAUGAUGAUGUUCUGGGCAAUCCGGAGACCCGCAUUGAGUCCCGCAAGACCAUCAAGAAGGUGUUUGAGGAGCGCUACCUGAACCAGGGUGCAUGCAAGUCGGAGAAGAAAGCUGCUGGUGUUAGCUUUUUUCUUUAA
Messenger RNA from Peronospora belbahrii, 420 nucleotides. The record is from the annotation of a GenBank genome assembly. NCBI's taxonomy places the organism in Eukaryota, Oomycota, Peronosporomycetes, Peronosporales, Peronosporaceae.